CAAACGUUGGUUUACAAUUAGAAGUCAAAAGAAAUUGGAAAUUGAUAGUAGAGUGCAUGAUAUCAAUCUUCGGUGUAUCUAGAUAGGAUAUUGUCGAACCACUACGGUAAUAAAUAUGAAUCAAAAUGAUAGUAGUUUGUUAGAAGAGGACUCUAGAAAUACGGAAGCGGUGGUUUUCUCUCCUCGGCUUCGCGCCGCUUCUGGGUAGCAGGCAACGCUACCUUUCAAGGCUGUGGGUGUCCCGAUUUGUACUGGCUUCACGAUCAUCAGGAUGAGCGAUGAACUAAAGAAUUCAUCUUCAUGAUUGUAGACGGACGACGCGGGGACACAUUUCUAGUCGGACAUCUACUGUAGGGGUCCUCUAGAACAAGCCAAUGGCUUGCAGCCGAUCCUCCCGGUUGCAACUCCAAUAGAGGUCCAUGGAUGGCGUUGGGGACAUGAAUGAAAGACGCGAAGAAAGUGUCGACACAGUAAGAAAAAGAGAAGAACGGGAAAUGAAACUUGUUAAUGCUCGCUUCGCUCUGAGGCGUUGUUGACAUGCCAGCUCCGUCAACAUCCACCCCGUCAGGAAGACGUAGUUGUUUUAAGGCAACCACGGAACCAUCCUCAGCAUCAUCCUUGGAUAUUUCCCCCAGGGACAAAGGGGCAAAGGAUGCUACCAAGGCUGCGUCGUGUUCGGUAGCUCUAAUAGUCAUAUCUAUGACGAUGCUGGAGGACAGCGUUCAUUUAUACCGCUGCUAGAGGGCGGCUUUUGUAUUCGAUGGUCGAGAACAGCCUGAACAAAAAGCGUGCAGCUGAGUCUGCAAGAAUAGGCGCUGACGAGCACAUGAGAAUCACUUGGAACAGCGCGCAACAAAAAGGAGGCGUUACAACUCAAGCCUUAAAUUCACACAGUUACUGCUGAGGACAAUCCAGCAACAACAGCAGGAGAGCCACACUAGAGGACAAGUCACAGCCAGCAGUAACAGCAGGAGAAAUUAGACUUAUGUACUAUUUGAUAAGAUGAUGAUCAUGUGCUCCUGCUCGAAGUCGAAGGGAACGAAAAUAGGUGGGAUGUGUUCGUGAACGAGUGCUACGAAUUACCAUGGGACGCAGACAUCUAGGACUGGUGCUCCUCCUCCAACUCCAGGUAGUGCUGCCACGAAGACUUCGCAAAAGGGCAAAGACUUCACGAAAAAACGAGGUCCAGAAUGGUGGUGGUGGAAGGGAUGGCCAGGGUAGAGGUAGCGAAAAAGCUGAAGGCUGGAAUGUUACGGCUGAUAGAUUUGAUAAGUCUUUUCCACAGGUCACUUUUCUUUGUUUCGCAGCUGGAAUUUCCUCCUGAGAAAACAAACUUAUAUAAGAGGCUACUAAGAUGACUGGAGGUACUGAACUUUUAAGAUGAAGCUACUUUAUUUUGAGCUCCUCUAAGACUAGAGGUGAGAGCAGUGAGGAAGACGCGGCACCCUGGUGGCCUGGAAUUUUCAGGGCUACAAAAGAUACGAAGCGGCGUCGGCGCAACACUACGAAAUAGUUUUUUUCGACGCUUCAUCAGAAUUUUGUUGUUCGUGAUCUCUCGGCAACGAUUUCUUUUUAUAGACUUUCUCCUUAAGGAUCUGUAACACGGCUAUUGAUUUUGAUUCCGGGAUAAGAAGCACCAUAAAUAUGAGCCUUGCUGUAGAGUGAAUAUGGAUCAUCAGGAGUAGCACAGUCUAGGCGCAGGUAUGCUAGCCAGUGGUAGACUCUAAGAGACGAGAGGGCAUCGAGCAAAGCUCUAAGAGACGAGAGGGCAUCGAGCAAAGCGCCCAAAGUGAAGCCUCGGCUUUGGAAAAA
Molecule: messenger RNA, 1812 nt
Organism: Amoebophrya sp. A25
Lineage: Eukaryota; Dinophyceae; Syndiniales; Amoebophryaceae
Source: the annotation of a GenBank genome assembly